UAGGUUACACAAUCGCAGUUACUGGAACAAUGACGUCGAUGUAUUCUGCAUUUUGUAUUUUCGGGAACUUUUUUUUAUCAAUUGUCCAUUAAAAAUGUUUGCCCGAAAUAAGUAAACUACCUUGACGACAUGCAUUUUGGUGUGUAUGUACAUACCAAAAUAUGUGUACGAGUACUUUAUUGAUAAUUUUCAAUUAUAUAUUAUAAAAUACAUUUAAAGCUUAACGUUUUAAAAAUGUACUUUAUUACACAGGGUGAUAUACCGAAAAUCAUGCCACCUCGUAUUCAAACAGUGCCGGUUUCUAGUGGUGGCAUUACAAGUGGUGAUUGGUCCAUUAGCAUUAUAGACCGCUUAAAGUAUGAACAACUGUUCGAGACAUUAAAACCUGUUAAUGGAAUGCUGGCUGGGAACAAGGUCAAAGGCGUACUCAUGGAUUCUAAACUGCCAAUGGACACGUUGGGAAAAAUCUGGGAUCUAGCCGAUCAGGAUAAAGAUGGCAACUUAGAUAAGCACGAAUUCAUCGUGGCCAUGCAUCUGGUCUAUCAGACAUUAGAGAAACGUACUGUACCAGAUGUGCUACCACCUGAGCUGCGCAAGGCAGGCGCUGGCGGAGGUCCGCCUCCAAAACCAGCUCCCCCGGCUGUUACAAGCAAUAAUGCUGCUAUGCCUCGCGCUCCCAGUGGCGAAGGAUUUGGCGAUGGUGGUUUUGUAGCAAACUUUCCUAAAGAUAUAGCGCCUCCACCAGCUAUACCACCGCUGCCUGCGAUACCAACAAUGACACGUGUUCCACCAGUCGGUGCUAGUGUUGUGCAAACACAACCACUUAUAUCCACAGAUCCGCUUAUACCUAUUGGCGCGCCCCCUUCAGUGACAGCAAGUGCUGAUUGGGUUGUUAGUCCAGCUGAGUUGAAUCGCUUUGAAAUAACAUUCCGGGAAUCAGAUCGAGACAAAGAUGGGCUUGUUUCGGGACUCGAGGUGAAGAAUGUGUUCUUACAAUCGGGAGUACAACAACAUUGCUUAGCGCACAUAUGGGCGCUUUGUGACACAAAUCAAUCAGGCAAGCUAACACUGGAGCAGUUUGCCUUGGCCAUGUGGAUGGUGGAACGUAAACAAAAGGGCAUUGAGCCACCACAAGUACUGACAGCCAAUAUGGUACCACCGUCUAUGCGUAGCACAGUCUCCGGCGUGGAUUUGCAACCACAAGAACCAAAGCCGACAUAUUCUAAUCCAGAGCUAGAAAUGAUUUCUAAGGAAAUCGAAGAGCUUGCUAAAGAGCGGCGCGCUUUGGAAACAGAAAUCGCACAGAAAGAAGCAGAUAUACGCAUUAAAUCCGGAGAAGUCCGUAGCUUACAGAGUGAAUUAGAUACAUUGUCUGCUACACUAAAACAGUUGGAGAAUCAACGUGGUGAAGCACAAAAACGCUUAGAUGAUUUACAAGCGCAGGUGAACAAAAUACGCGAGCAAUGUCAGAAACAGGAAGAAACUAUUAAUGAGCAGGAGGGUGAAUUAAAUGCAAAACGAUCUGAAUUGCAGAAACUAAAGGAUGAAGAAGCAGCACUGCAAAAGGAAUAUGACCAAAAUAAUCGCGAAUUACAAAAGCUAACACAACAUUUACAAAAUACCCAAUUGCAAAUAAGUUCGGUACGUUCUAUGGUAACACAGUUAAUGGAAACUCAGCGUCAAAUGACUGAUGCAUUGCUGAUGUGUCGUGCGGCCAUCUCAAACCAAGACGCUGAGUUAGUUUCAGAGUAUCAAUUAAAAAUAGAACCAGACUUCAGUGAAGCGCGCCAAACACUUGAAAAGAAAAUUGAAGAACCAAAAGCGGAUGAUCCGUUUGAUGAAAAUACCACCACAUCACAGGCAACGAAAACUUUAACUACGAACGGAUUCACCAGCAAUGGCUUUAGCAAUGAUCCGUUUGCGGCUAAUAGCAUUAACACAUCUACUGGUCGCAGUGGAUUUGAUGACAGCUUCACGACUGCCAGUGGUUUUGGUGACAGCGGAUUUGAUGCAUUCGGCAAUAGUAGCGCAUUUAAUCAGCCACAAAAGGAUCCGUUUGGCGCCGAUGCAUUCAGUGCAAAUAAAGCUAGCAAUGCUGUAACGCCAGAGCCGGGAAAAGAUGACUUUGGAAGUGAUCCAUUUGCUGCAUUACAUGCACCCACUGGCCAGGGACAAGUGUUGAGCCCAAAUACUCAAAAAUCAGGACCACCUCCAAGACCCGAAUCGCCAAGCCCUGCAUUACCACCAAAGAAAUCGAAGGUGCCACCACCGCGUCCAGCACCGCCUCGUCCAAUGCAGGGACCCGCACGACCAACUCAGCCAUCUACGGAUGCUUUUGGAUCCAAUACAUCUGGUGGAGGUGGUGGUUUUGCUGAUUUUGCAGAUUUCGACAAUAAGGUCUCGAGCAUUCCACCGCCUACAGUAUUUCCCCCACAAAUACCAUCCGCAUUCGUGUCACUUAACAGUACAAACAACAGCAGCAGCAGUAGUUCAUUUGACAUCAGCACCCCAACUCCAAGCGCAAACGUUAAGAGUACCACAUCAGUCACAUCCACAUUGGCAUCGACAUCCGCAUCAAUUUCAAGCUCAUCACCAUCAACUUCAGUGUCUACAUUAACGACAAUUGCAAACAUUUCCAAUAAUUCAUCUACUACGUCCUCGUCUGUAAAUGAUCAUUUAACGCGUUCCAUCACACCGCUGCAACAGGCGUCCGCAGUAACGUCGUUAUUCGGCAACAAAUCGGCGACCGUGGGGGCAGGCAGCAAAUCGGCGACCGUGGGGGCAGGCGUAAGUGCGCGCGGAAGCCGCGCAUCUAUUAUUAGCGGACCAACAGAUUUCUCUGAUGACCCGUUCAAAGACUAUCGUUAUGAGGAUCCAUUUAGUAUUAAAGACCCAUUUGCAGAUGAUGAGGAUAUUGAUACUGAUCCAGAGAAGGUUUUCAAGGACGAUUUGUCAGACGAUGAUAAAACAAAAACGACCAGUACAGUGCUUGUAGCUGGCACUAUCAAUUCGCAAGUAAUGGGUGCUAGUAAUAAAUCCACAACUCCGCUUAGUGCUGAAUUUCUCGAUCGAUUCGACGCAUUCAAUUUGAAUUCCAGUCCUGCACCAUCGCAACAGUCGUCAACUUCUGGAGGUUUAACAGGAUUAGGUGUUAGUGUUGGAGCUCAAAGUAGUAUUAGUAGCUCUAGUAAGAAUUCAAAAAGUGCAACACCACCACUUGAAACAGCCGCCGGUUUUGCUAGAGCUGAAUCCAGCAGUUUGUUUUAUGACUUUGCUAAUUUUGAUGCCUUUGGUGCCCAGAAACCACAAACUACAGGAACGAUGUCAGCAUUGGGAGAGCUGGAGGCAGCGUUUAAAAGUGACACAACUCUGGAGUCAAAACCCAGUGCAAACGAUUCUUUCUUCGAUGCAUUUAAUGAUAACUUUGAUAAAAAUUCUAAUCCCGUCGCAAAAACUAAAAGCAACACAAGCAAGGCAAAUGCAAAUAUUUUCGAUGCUUUCGGUGAUAGUAAGACGAAUUUUUACCCCUUUGAUGCCUUUGGCACUUCAAAAGGCGGUGACGCUUCCACUUUACCAUCCAAAGGAAAUUCAGCGGUUACAAAAUCUUCAAAAGUGUUUGACGAUUUUAAUGAUAACACAUUUGAAGACGAUUUCUUUAAGACAAAAGACAACAAUGCGAAUGCAUCUAAUUUUGACACAGACGUGACAACUAAAGACGAUAGUUUUGCGAAAUUUGAUGCAUUUGGCGAUAGUCAUAAUUUUACUAACGAUUUUGCUACUGCUCGCAAUAACUCGAUCAAUUUAAUAAACAACGAAGAUUCCAAACCCUUAUCUGCAACAUCGAAAGACUUAUCAGGAGCAACAUCUUUACUGAAAGUGCAAAAUGUCACAACCUUAUCUAAAGUGACAAAUCCGGAUGUAGCUGCUGCAGUGAGUGGAGCUGUUGGCGAAAAUGGGGGUAAAGUCGCAGAAAAAUUCAUUUCUGACUACUCCAAAGCCGAUACAUUUGAGAUGGAUUUGCAGGAGGCACUCAAACGCAGUAUGUUAGAUAAAUAAGAAGAAUUCUUACUGACAUUGAUAAUGCGCUUAAUAUUAAUAUGUUUGUAAAUCUUUAUGUAUUCCGUUAUAAAUAUGAUACAUAUGUAUGUAGUACUAGUAACAUGAUAGUUCACCAUAGGAAUGGAAAUUAGAAAUAAUUAGACAUAUGGGCGUGGCCCGUUCAACGAUUCACAUGGAGGUGAAUUUUAUCUUAUUCUAAUGAAGCUUAUUGCUGAGAUUUUGUACUCAUAAUUUUAUUUACAACAUAAAUAAUUAUUUUUCUCAUUAUAACCUAAAUAACAUGUUUUGUUUUGCUUAGAAAUGGAAUGGCGUUUAUUUGCCCUAAAAAAGCUAUUUUUUUAAUUUGCAGCAUUAUCGAAAUUGAAGCCCGCAUCGAGUUUAGUAUUUUGUAUGUAUACAUACAUACAUGUCUCCAUAUGUAUGUACAUACAUUUGUAUAGUUGCGAAAAAUGUAAGAAAGAAACCACGAAUUGUAGCUAAAAAUAAUUUUCACUCUACGGAUUUAAUAUUGCAAAUUUCGGGUUAUUCAUAAACCUUGAAACAAAUUGUCGAAAAAUCUCUAAUUUACAGAAUUGAAAGCAAACGUAUUAUUUACUUUACAUACUAUUAUUAUUUUUUAGUUAUACGCCCAUUUAUCGUUUAUAAUAUUUAUAAUAAAAAACGCAAAACGUGUACUCCCGUAUACUAUGUAUAUUUAUUGAAAUCGCACAAAGAAAAGGGU
Molecule: messenger RNA, 4780 nt
Organism: Rhagoletis zephyria (snowberry fruit fly)
Lineage: Eukaryota; Metazoa; Arthropoda; Insecta; Diptera; Tephritidae
Gene: Eps-15
Product: Epidermal growth factor receptor pathway substrate 15
Biological process (GO): endocytosis; endosomal transport
Cellular component (GO): plasma membrane; cytoplasm
Molecular function (GO): protein binding; calcium ion binding
Source: RefSeq, a predicted model, not a curated record